Lycium barbarum (goji berry) is the source of this 993-nucleotide messenger RNA. RefSeq lists its product as uncharacterized. NCBI's taxonomy places the organism in Eukaryota, Viridiplantae, Streptophyta, Magnoliopsida, Solanales, Solanaceae. The coding region runs from base 1 to 993 and encodes 330 amino acids. The record is from RefSeq and is a predicted model, not a curated record. The transcript has a single exon.
AUGGUUAAGCUUAAUCCGAAGGAACUCGAACAACAAUGCCAAAAAUGGAACACAUCGCUGAUUGGAUAUGUGAUUGGAGGCAACCCAACAUUCAAAGAGGUACUGAAAUUUGUCUAUGGGGUCUGGACAUUCGUCGAUACACCUAAGGUACUUCUUCACGAUGACGGGUAUUUCAUCUUCCGAUUCUCAUGUGAAGAAGAUAAGAAUGCAGUACUGCAAAGUGGCCCAUACACAUUUUAUAAUCGUCCUAUGAUUUUGAAGGAGUGGAGUCCUACAUUUCAUAUUGAUAAGGAACCUAUGCGAGUGAUACCACUAUGGGUUAUGUUCCCAGGGCUGCCAGUUCAUUGUUGGGCGAAGGAGAACUUAGGUCGCAUUGCUAGUUACCUAGGCAAACCUCUGUGCACUGAUAGAUUAACGGCACAAUAUGAAUGUAUCUCAUAUGCUCGUAUGCUGAUUGAAAUGGACAUUACUCGGGAAAUUCCCGAUGAAAUGCCUAUUGAGAUGCCAGAUGGGAGCAUUCGGUAUCAAGUUAUCGAUUACGAUUGGAAACCAAAGUUUUGCCAAGAUUGUAAUCACUUUGGGCACAUUAUUGGAGCAUGUAGAGAACCUGUUAAAUCUCCUGAGAAACCAACAACUCGCAAGAAACGUAAUAGAACAAAGAAGAGGAAUGAGAAGAAAGAAUGGCAAUCAAAGCUGGUGCAGGCUACUGUCUUGAAUAAUGCUGAAACUGUCCCUGUAGCAGGUCCUGGAAAACCUACAGAGGACUAUGGCAAACCUGUGGAGGCCAAAAAUGGGAAAAAACCUGCUGUGCACCACGAAGAUAAAGGCCAAAACAGAGUCGAUGUUGAGGAAUUGGAAAACAGACUUCAACAGGGAGGAAAGCUUCAGAUACGGGAACCUAGCCAAAGUUCCCAAACUGGUAUAACGAAUGUUGAUCCUCCAAUACAAAGGGAUAAGAGAAAUGAUCCCAAAACCCAUCCUCCUACAUGCUAA